AAGCCUUGCUUCCUCUCGAUCAGAGCUUUCGCAAUGGCGCCAUCGACCAAGCUCGUCCUCCUGUUCCUCGGCGUGAACCUGAUGGUCACCGCCGUGAACGGUGGCUGUGGACACCACUGCCCAACCCCGCCACCGCCUCGACCGACCAAGGGCGGCUCGUGUCCGAUCGACACGCUGAAGCUGGGCGUGUGUGCUAACGUGCUGAGCCUGCUGAAGCUCAGGCUCGGUGUGCCGGCCAACGAGCGGUGCUGCCCGCUGCUGGCCGGGCUGACCGACCUGGACGCCGCUGUUUGCGUCUGCACCGCCAUCAGGGCCAAGGUCCUCGGCGUCAUCAAGCUCAACGUCCCCGUCGACCUCGUGCUCCUCCUCAACCAGUGCGACAAGACCUGCCCGCCCGGCUUCACCUGCCCGGUCUGAUCGAUGGACGUACUCGUCCAAGCACGGCAUCCUGAACGUACACAUGCCAUGCACGGCAUCCUAUAUACAGUACUACUUCUGCAGUUUGUGUUCCAGUUCAUCUCUAUAUGUCAUCUCCUGCAUGCCUAAGUUCCCUGUCAUGCAUUAGCAUUCUGCAUGCAUGCAGUGAUUACUUGGUACGUACGUAAGUCUGUGAAAGUGUGUCAAGUUGUGGUGUCCAAAUAAAUGACCCACCUAAAAGGGGGUUUGUAUCGUAAUCUGAAAUACUGUGCCGGCUAUAUGCCCCUAGCUUUGUA
Messenger RNA from Hordeum vulgare subsp. vulgare (domesticated barley), 713 nucleotides. Its product is annotated as cortical cell-delineating protein-like. Lineage: Eukaryota; Viridiplantae; Streptophyta; Magnoliopsida; Poales; Poaceae. The record is from RefSeq and is a predicted model, not a curated record. The transcript has a single exon. Bases 34 to 417 code for a protein of 127 amino acids.